AGAGGCUGAACCACGCCAAGGCGUGUGUGGUCUGGGCUCUGGCCGCGGCAGGCAUUAUGCUGCUUGAAGUAUUCCUGGUUCUGGGAACAGUUGUCAUCUAUUUCUUACUAUCUAGGAAAGAAGAAGCAACGUUGUUACCCCUCAAAGAGGGAUGGUGGGGCAAGGGACAAAAGCCUGACACUGAAGAAGAUAAAACUAUUCGACCAUUUAAGGUGGAAACUACAGAAGAAGAGCUGAGCGACUUAUUUAGGAGACUUGACCAGGCUCGAUUCACUGAGCCACUGGAGAACAGUCGCUUCCAUUAUGGUACUAACUCCAAGUACCUCAGGAAGGUUGUCUCCUACUGGAAAAACCAAUUCAACUGGAAGAAACAAGUUGAAGUGCUCAACAAGUACCCACAAUUCAAAACUAAGAUUCAAGGCAUUGAUGUCCAUUUUGUUCACGUGAAGCCUCCUUGCCUGCCUGAAGGCCAAUCUGCAAAGCCACUGUUAAUGGUUCAUGGCUGGCCUGGCUCCUUCUACGAGUUCUACAAAAUUAUUCCUCUCCUGACGGAUCCUGCAAGCCAUGGCCUCAGCGGUGAACACGUUUUUGAAGUAAUUUGCCCAUCUAUUCCUGGUUAUGGUUUCUCAGAAGCACCCCACAAGAAAGGCUUUGACUCUGUAAGCGCUGCUUCUGUGUUCUAUGAAUUGAUGCUCAGAUUGGGAUUCAAUGAGUUCUAUGCACAAGGUGGUGAUGCUGGCUGGCUCAUCUGCACCAACCUGGCCCAGAUAGCUCCCAGCCAGGUGAAAGGUCUCCAUUUAAAUCUAGCCUUGGUUACAAAGAUGGGAGUCAUUCACCUGCUCUCCGUUCUGCUGGGCCGCUAUCUUCCAGGGCUCUUCGGCUUCCAGGAUGAAGAUGUCAAGAGGAUGUUUCCCUUCUUGCAGAAAGGGCUCUACAAGAGCUUGGUGGAGUCUGGCUACGCUCACAUACAGGCUACAAAGCCUGACACUGUUGGCUGUGGUUUGAAUGACUCCCCUGUAGGACUGGCUGCAUACAUCUUGGAAAAGUUUUCUACCUGGACUGAUCCGGAAUUCCGUGAUUUAGAGGAUGGAGGAUUAGAGAGGAAGUUCAGCCUGGAUGAUCUGCUCACCAAUAUCAUGAUCUACUGGGUGUCAGGCUGCAUGGUCUCCUCAAUGCGUUUCUACAAAGAAGCUCUGCAGAAUGGGCUGGGCACACAGAAACAUGACAAGCUGACAGUACAAGUACCUACUGGCAUUGCCUCCUUCCCUAAUGAAAUCAUGCACACACCCCAGGCUUGGGCCCAGAAGAAAUACAUCAACAUAGUCUCCUUCCAUUUCAUGCCUCGAGGUGGCCACUUUGCAGCUUUGGAGGAACCUGAACUUCUUGCUGAAGAUAUUCUACAAUUUGUUGGGAAAGUAGAGAAAGAGCAACUUUGGAGAAAGAAAGGAGAAUAACUCUCCUAACAAACUCAGGGUAAAUGCUUUGAGCUUAGCACAGGUACAGACCUUACUAGUCUUCUGUAAUCCAUGUAAGUAGUUUAUUCCUGACUAAAGGUGAGAGAGGACAGCAAGAAAAAUGCAGCCUGUCUUACUGAGAUGCUGCCAUGGGGACCUACUGGCUUGGGGUUGCUUUUCCUUUUGUUCAGCUGGACUACGAAAGUAUCAAGAGUAUUGCUUGAUUAUCUUGUUCCCCCAAGCACAGACUUCAAGUCUGCUCUCUCUUUUCCUGAUUCUUGCUUUGAAAUUGAAAAAUAGACCUUACAACUGUUAACACUGCUAAUAACACAACUAAUAACAGUUUAAUUGCCAUGAAAGGCUGCUUUUUUCACAGCAGCAGUGAAACUCGAGUUGGUGUAGGUGUGAGGUUCCUCACACAAAGGAUGGGGAACAACCUAGCAAGACCUAACUUGCAUGAGCAUGUUGAUUAAUGAGCAUGGAUGAUCUACAUACAGCAGCUUGAAACUAGCCAGCUGGCUACUGCUGGCUGCCUUCCUUUUGCAGCCUAGACUUUUAAGCAGCACCCUGGCUGUGAGGAGGAAGCUCAGCUCCCAGAAGAGCAGCACAUGAGAAGCAGCUGAAACACACAGGUGUCUGCAGCUUGGACCAGAAGGGAGGGGUGGGGUGUAGGAGCAAUUUUAGCCCAAGCUACCUCUGCACUGAAUUUGUACUCAGCUAAAAAUCAUAGCCCUGGACAGGGUCAAGACACUGCAGCUUUGCACUGUUAGAAAUACCUCUUACUAAACAAUAGAAAUGUCACUAAUUCAAAAUUAAAAGAACCUUGCAUUAAGAUUUUGAGUAAUACCUGUGUGCUGCUUUUAAUAUCUGAGAUUUUGCUUGGUGACAGUAAAGAGAA
Molecule: messenger RNA, 2352 nt
Organism: Dryobates pubescens (Downy woodpecker)
Lineage: Eukaryota; Metazoa; Chordata; Aves; Piciformes; Picidae
Gene: EPHX1
Product: epoxide hydrolase 1
Exons: 9
Coding region: 57-1454 (465 amino acids)
Biological process (GO): epoxide metabolic process
Molecular function (GO): epoxide hydrolase activity
Source: RefSeq, a predicted model, not a curated record